UAAGGAUGAGUGUCAUUUUAUGUUCUUUUCCCUCUUAGUGCUUCAUAAGAGUAUUCUUGUUUUUGCCUUUGGCUUGUUAUAAAAUCAUGUUUGCCUGAUUUUCAGUUUCCUGAGACCCUUCAAGGGUCUGUUGCAUUAUAAAAACUGAAUUUGGGAGGUUCAAAAUAAGCAUCACUUGUGGUUUUUGCCAGCUUUGGAGCACAAAAGAAAGUGAGGCAUGGCAUUGAGGCGUUUCUUUGGAUUCUCUGAUGGCGAGUUGAUGAGAUCAGACGCAAAACCUUGUUCCAAGUUAGUGACACAAACUGCUCGGAUAUUUACUGUUGGAGGAGCAUUAGGUUUUUGGAUUCUCUGCCGCUUGCAUUAUGGCCCUAGAAUCACAGUUCCUCGGAGUCUAAGGUGGGCAGCUUGUGGAGCUGUCUCUGUAAGCUCAACCACAGCUUUACUGGUUCGCUUAUUCAGUCCAGAAUGUGAACCCCAAAAUAUUACUGCUUAUGACAAGAAAAAAUUGUGA
Ilex paraguariensis (yerba mate) is the source of this 511-nucleotide messenger RNA. The record is from the annotation of a GenBank genome assembly. NCBI's taxonomy places the organism in Eukaryota, Viridiplantae, Streptophyta, Magnoliopsida, Aquifoliales, Aquifoliaceae.